This is a messenger RNA of Ochotona princeps (American pika), 1563 nucleotides long. Its product is annotated as bile acid receptor-like. Gene Ontology annotation, molecular function: zinc ion binding; ecdysone binding; RNA polymerase II cis-regulatory region sequence-specific DNA binding. The record is from RefSeq and is a predicted model, not a curated record. The coding region runs from base 1 to 1563 and encodes 520 amino acids. Gene Ontology annotation, biological process: positive regulation of transcription by RNA polymerase II; cell differentiation; negative regulation of transcription by RNA polymerase II. The transcript has 10 exons. NCBI's taxonomy places the organism in Eukaryota, Metazoa, Chordata, Mammalia, Lagomorpha, Ochotonidae. Gene Ontology annotation, cellular component: nucleus.
AUGGCAAACACUUAUGUCACUGCAUCUGAUGGGUACUGUCUUGCUGAACAAGUACAGUACUAUGAUAUUUGGCCAGAGCAAAUCAAUUAUCAGUUUUACAACCCUGAUUUCCAAGAAUCACCUUAUUGUCAGUAUUCUACAACUCAGUUGCCUCCAGCUUUUCAGCCUCAGUCUUUACAAAGUCAUUUCAACACUUGUAGCUUGGAUCCACAGUGCAAUGGUGAGGGACAAUGUGCACUUGGUUUCUAUGAAUCAAACAAGUCCACUUACAUGACUGCUCAUGAUGCUGAAGACGGAUACCUUGGAAUAAAAAGGUCUAGAUCAACUUAUUCUUCCUUGCGAAUUAGGAGACCAGAAGAGCUUUGUGUCGUUUGUGGAGAUAAAGCAUCAGGAUAUCAUUAUAACGCACUUACUUGUGAAGGUUGCAAAGGUUUCUUCCGACGCAGCAUCACCAAAAAUGCAGUAUACAGUUGCAAAAAUGGUGGCAACUGUGAAAUGGACAUGUACAUGCGUAGAAAAUGUCAAGAGUGCAGACUGAGAAAGUGUAAGGCAGUAGGAAUGCUGGCAGAAUGCUUGCUUACAGAAAUCCAAUGUAAAUCAAAGAGACUUCGAAAGAACUUUAAGCAGAAGAACUGCUUUUACUCUAACAUCAAAGUGGAAGAGGAAGGGGAAGACAACAGACUUGUAUCGUCCACCACAAGAUCUGGCAAAGUAGUUCAGGAGAGCAUGGAACUAACUCAAGAGGAACAUCAGCUUAUUAAUACCGUUGUGGUUGCUCAUCAAAAAUACAUGGUUCCUUUAGAGGAAACAAAGAAAUGCCUGCAGCAAUAUGCAAAUCCUGAAUUGAACUUUUGGCAACUCUCAGAGACAGCAAUGCUACACAUGCAUGGAUUAAUAGAUUUUACCAAGGCUCUCCCAGGAUUUGAAAAUCUGGCAAGCGAGGAUCAGACUGCAUUACAGACAGGGUCAAAAACUGAAGUGAUGUUCCUUCAUGCAGCUCAGCUGUACGGUCAGAAAGAAUCAGACUCUGCAAGUAAAAAAGCCUUCCCUUUCAAUUUCAUGUUACCAUUAACUUUAGCAGCAAAUUAUACAAUCUAUCCAACACAUGUACUGAAUCUUCCCAAUCAGAGCGAUGUUAGAAGUGUUAUUUAUUCUACAGAAAAAAAUUGCAAUGAGGAUUGUCCUUCUACUAGUUUAAGUGGUAUUACUGGAGAAUUUAUCACCUCGUUGUUUCACUUCUAUAGAAGAAUGAGUGAACUUAAUAUAACUAGUACUGAAUAUGCUCUGCUUACAGCAACAAUUGUUCUGUUUUCAGAUCGUCCAUGCAUUAAAAAUAAGCAACUUGUGGAAAGUUUGCAAGAACCAGUUUUACAAAUUUUGUACAAAUAUUCAAAAAUUUAUCACCCGGAAGACCUACAGCAUUUUGCUCGCCUCACCGGGAAGCUCACAGAGCUGAGAACGCUGAAUCACAACCACUCAGAGAUACUUAGCAAUUGGAAAACAAAGAAUCCCAAAUUGACUGCUUCCUUGUCUGAGAAAUGGAAUUUGUAUUCAUAUUGUUGA